GCAGAGGCCCAGGUGGAAGGAAGUAGUUCCCCGUGGACGAGUAACCACGAUUCGGGACAACGAACCUGGAUGGCACCUAAUACUUCCACCGAACGAGUUCACGUCUUUUCAGUCGAGACAAUCAGGAGAAACUAAAGCAGCAGGUCUGUUCCCAUCUAAAUGUGAGGAAACAAUCGGAGUCAACGAAUUUAAAUCUUAUCAUGAAGCCCAGAUUAAGUGUUUCCGGCAACUCUCACCUGUUACCUUGAACUUCAGUAAAGACAGGAUGAUGAAAUGAGAUAAGGGGACGUCUGGAGGAGCUCAGCCCCUUCAACCUCCCUUCCCUCUGCAGCAUGGCGGGCCUGCAGCUGGUCACCCCUGCCACGUCACCCAUGGGGCCGUUCGUUGGUCUGCCGUGGCAGCAGGAGGCCAUCCAUGACAACAUCUACACCCCCAGGAAAUAUCAGGUUGAACUUCUCGAAGCAGCUCUUGAACGCAACACUAUCGUCUGCUUGAACACCGACUCAGGGAAGACUUUCAUUGCAGUACUUCUAACUAAAGAGCUCUCCCACCAAAUCCGAGGGAGCUACCAGGAGAACGCCAGGAGGACGGUGUUCCUGGUGAACUCAGCUUCGUCUGUGGUCCAACAAGCGGCUGCGGUGAGAACUCACUCAGACCUUCAGGUGGGAGAGUACACGGACUGGAAGGAUGUGUCGGCAUGGACGGAGCAGCAAUGGAGUGAGGAGAUAUCUGAGAAUCAGGUGCUGGUGAUGACAUGCCACAUUUUCCUGCACAUUCUGAGGACCAAGAUCUUACCUCUGUCUAAGAUCAACCUGGUGGUGUUUGACGAUUGUCACCUGGCCAUCACAGAUCACCCAUAUGGUGACAUCAUGAAGCUGUUUGAGGAGUGCACUUGUGGUCCUCGAAUCCUUGGCCUCACUGCUUCCAUCCUCAACGGGAAGUGUGACCCGUCAGAACUGGAGCAGAAGAUCCAGAAUCUGGAGAGGAUUCUGAAGAGCAAAGCUGAGACCGCCACUGACCUGGUGGUCCUUGACAGGUACACGUCCCAGCCGAGGGAAGUGGUGCUGGACUGUGGUCCCUACGUGGAUAAAAGUGGGCUCUCAUCCCAUUUGCAGGCGGAGCUGGAUGAAGCUCUACACUUCCUUAAUGACUGCAACAUCCGUGUUUCCAGAGAGGACCGGGACCCCACGUUUAUCUCCAAACAGAUCCUGAGCGACUGCCGAGCCGUGCUGCAGGUUCUGGGUCCCUGGUGUGCCGACAAGGCCGCAGGCAUCAUGGUGCGUGAGCUGCAAAAGUACAUCAAACACGAGCAGGAGGAGCUGAACCGUAAGUUCCUGCUCUUCACCGACACCAUCCUGCGUAAAGUCCACGCUCUGUGCGAAGAGCAGUUCUCUCCUGCCUCCCUGGACCUGAAGUUCGUCACGCCGAAAGUCCUGCGGCUGCUCGAGAUCCUGCACGAGUACAAGCCUCUGGAGCGGCAGCAGUUUGAGAGUGUCGAGUGGUACAACAACCGCAACCAGGACAACUACGUGUCCUGGAGCGACUCGGAGGAUGAAGACGAGGACGAGGAGGUGGAGGCUAAAGAUAGGCCCGAGGCUAACUUUCCCUCACCAUUCACCAACAUCCUGUGUGGGAUCAUCUUUGUGGAGAGGCGGUACACGGCGGUGGUCCUGAACCGUCUGAUCAAAGAGGCGGGGAAGCAGGACCUGGAGCUGGCUUACAUCAACAGUAACUUCAUCACGGGCCACAGCAUCGGGAAGAACCAGCCGAGGAACAAACAGAUGGAGGUUGAGUUUAGGAAACAGGAGGAGGUCCUCAGAAAGUUCAGAGCUCAUGAAACCAACCUACUGAUUGCCACCAGCAUCGUGGAGGAAGGUGUCGAUAUCCCAAAGUGUAACCUGGUGGUGCGCUUCGACCUACCCACUGACUACAGGUCCUACGUUCAGUCCAAGGGUCGAGCCCGGGCCCCUGUCUCCAACUACAUCAUGCUGGCAGAUUCCAAGAGGACCAAAAGCUUUGAGGAGGAUCUGACCACCUAUAAGGCCAUCGAGAAGAUCCUGAGAAAUAAAUGCUCCAAGUCUGUGGAGGUGGGUGAGUUUGAAGCAGAUCAGGUGUUGGAUGAUGAUAGCAUCAUGCCUCCAUACGUCUUGCAGUCUGAGGAUGGAGGUCCGCAGGUCACCAUCAACACCGCCAUUGGACAUAUUAACAGGUAUUGUGCUCGGCUGCCGAGUGACCCAUUCACUCACCUCGCUCCGAAAUGUAAAACUAAGGAGCUGCAGGACAGACGCUUCCAAUCCACCCUCUACCUACCCAUAAACUCUCCUCUGAGAGCUCCUGUCAAGGGUCCCGUCAUGAACUGCGCGCGGCUGGCAGAAAAAGCUGUCGCACUGCUCUGCUGCGAGAAGCUCCACAAAAUCGGUGAGCUGGACGAUCACCUGAUGCCUGUGGGGAAGGAGACGGUGAAGUACGAGGAGGAGCUGGACCUCCACGAUGAGGAGGAGACCAACGUCCCAGGUCGACCCGGCUCCACCAAGAGGAGGCAGUGCUACCCUAAAGCCAUACCGGAGUGUCUGCAGGACAGCUACGCCCUCCUGAAGCAGACGUACUACCUGUAUGUCAUCGGGAUGGUCCUCACCACGCCCCUCCCUGAUGAACUCAACUUCCGCAGGAGGAAACUGUACCGACCAGAGGACACCACCCGCUGCUUUGGCAUCCUGACUGCCAAACCCAUACCUCGAAUCCCCCAUUUCCCAGUGUACACUCGUUCGGGCGAGGUUACGAUCUCCAUCGAGCUACAGAAAUGUGGCUUCACGCUCAGCGCAGCCCAGCUGGACCUCAUCACCCGCAUGCACCAGUACAUCUUCUCCCACAUCCUCCGCCUGGAGAAACCUGCACUGGAGUUCAAGCCCACGCAGGCUGACUCAGCUUACUGCGUUCUACCUCUGAAUGUUGUUGGAGAUUCAUUCACUCUAGACAUGGACUUUAGGUUCAUGGAGGACAUUGAGAAGUCUGAGGCCCGCACAGGCAUUCCUACCACUAAAUACACCAAGCAGAACCCCUUCAUCUUCAAGUUGGAGGACUACCAGGAUGCUGUCAUCAUUCCAAGGUAUCGUAACUUCGACCAGCCUCAUCGUUUCUAUGUGGCCGACGUGUACACAGAUUUGACGCCACUCAGCAAGUUUCCCUCGCCAGAGUAUGAGACCUUCGCAGAGUACUACAAAACCAAGUACAACCUGGACUUAUCCAACCUGAACCAGCCGCUGCUGGAUGUGGACCACACCUCCUCCAGGCUGAACCUGCUGACCCCCCGACACCUGAACCAGAAGGGCAAAGCUUUGCCUCUGAGCAGCGCUGAGAAAAGGAAAGCCAAGUGGGAGAGUCUGCAGAACAAACAGAUCCUGGUUCCGGAGCUGUGUGCCAUCCACCCCAUUCCCGCCUCCCUGUGGAGGAAAGCCGUGUGUCUUCCCAGCAUCCUGUACCGCCUCCAUUGCCUGCUGACUGCCGAGGAGCUGCGAGCUCAGACUGCCACUGAGGCCGGAGUGGGGGCGCAAACCCUCCCCCCAGACUUCAGGUAUUCGAACCUGGACUUUGGCUGGAAGAGAUCCAUCGAUAUCAAGACUCUCAGCUCCUGUCCCGAGUCCUGCAGCGAUGACGCUGACUGUAUGCACCAGAGUCUCACCCCCUGUGGCCACCAGGGGACACAUAUUGCCCCCUGUCCCAGAGAGGGCCACUGCACACAGAACUUAACUAACGGCACGGCCAUCGACGAUGACGGCCACCGAGAUGAGCACCUUCAGCAACCUGACAGCCACCAAGGCUGUAGCUCCUUUGAGUCCAAACACGACACUACCUCAGCUCCCAUGCAGCCCCCCUUCAGCUCCAGUUCUCCCCAGCCCAGCCAUGAAUGUACUCGUGCCAAUGAAACUACCUCAGACAGCGAGCCAGGAGCCCCUCGCCCUGACCUCACUGUAGCCAGAGACUCCCCCAGGAACCUGGGACCAAACCCAGGCCUGAUCCUGCAGGCGCUGACUCUGUCUAAUGCCAGCGAUGGCUUCAAUCUGGAGCGCCUGGAGAUGCUUGGAGACUCCUUCCUGAAGCACGCCAUCACCACCUACCUGUUCUGCACCUACUCUGACGCCCAUGAGGGCCGCCUCAGCUACAUGCGCAGCAAAAAGGUGAGCAACUGUAACCUGUACCGUCUGGGGAAGAAGAAAGGACUCCCCAGCAGGAUGGUAGUGUCCAUUUUCGACCCCCCAGUUAACUGGCUGCCUCCUGGAUACGCGGUGAACCAGGACAAGAGCAGCACCGACAGAAUGGACUCUGUUGAGGCCAGAGAGGAGCUGGUGUCCAAUGGGAGGUCUGGGAAUGACUUCGAUGACGAGGAGCGGGACGAUGAGUGUGAGGAUGAGGACGAAGAAGAACUGAUGCUGAAGGACGAGCCGAAGUACGACGUCAACAUGGAGGAUGAUCUGGAGUACUACAAGGAGCACAUCCGCUUCAUCGACAACAUGCUGCUGGGCUCGGGAGCCUUCGGGAAGAAAAUCUCUCUUAGCGGCUUCCCCCACUCCCCCAGCCCUGUCUCGGGCUCCUCCCCCUCCAUGGACCCCUCCUACGAAUGGAAGCCCCCCAAGAAGCCCACUCACCCAGCUGAGCAGGUACAUGUGGCUGAGGAGUUUGACUACAGCUCGUGGGACGCCAUGUGCUACCUGGACCCCAGCAAGGCGGGGGAGGAGGACGACUUCGUGGUGGGCUUUUGGAACCCGUCGGAAGAGAACUGCGGCACGGAGCUUGGGAAGCAGUCCAUCUCUUAUGACCUGCACACGGAGCAGUGCAUCGCUGACAAGAGCAUCGCCGACUGUGUGGAGGCUCUGCUGGGCUGCUACCUGACCAGCUGUGGGGAGAGGGCCGCCCAGAUGUUCUUGUGCUCGCUGGGCCUCAAGGUUUUACCGGUGGAGCGGGCGACCCAGACAUCGUCAUUAGUUUUGGUGCGGAGCGGUCAGACUCUAACCGUGGACCUGACGUAUGGCUGGCUGAAGAUCCCGCCCCGCUGCAUGCUGAAUCACCCAGACGCAGAGCGAACGUUGCAGCACCUCAUCUCUGGGUUUGAAAACUUUGAGAGGAAGAUCAACUACACGUUCCAGAACAAGGCGUACCUGCUGCAGGCCUUCACCCACGCCUCCUACCACUACAACACCAUCACAGAUUGUUACCAGCGGUUGGAGUUCCUUGGCGAUGCAAUCCUAGACUACCUCAUAACAAAGCACCUUUACGAAGACCCGCGGCAGCACUCGCCAGGCGUGCUGACCGACCUGCGCUCGGCGCUCGUCAACAACACCAUCUUCGCCUCGCUGGCAGUCAAAUACGACUACCACAAGUACUUCAAGUCCAUCUCACCGGAGCUGUUCUACGUCAUUGAUGACUUUGUGCAGUUUCAGCUGGAGAAGAACGAGAUGCAGGGCAUGGACUCUGAGCUGCGACGUUCUGAAGAAGACGAGGAGAAAGAGGAGGAUAUCGAGGUCCCGAAGGCCAUGGGGGACAUUUUUGAGUCCCUGGCUGGAGCCAUUUACAUGGACAGCAGGAUGUCCCUGGAGACGGUGUGGCAGGUCUAUUAUCCAAUGAUGAGGCCUCUCAUAGAGAAAUUCUCUGCCAAUGUGCCACGCUCUCCUGUCAGGGAGCUUCUUGAGAUGGAACCAGAAACUGCCAAGUUCAGCCCUGCAGAGCGCACAUACGACGGGAAGGUGCGUGUGACGGUGGAGGUGGUCGGGAAGGGCAAGUUCAAAGGAGUGGGCCGCAGCUACAGAAUCGCCAAGUCGGCGGCGGCUCGACGAGCGCUGCGCAGCCUCAAAGCCAAUCAACCUCAGGUCCAAAACAACUGAGCUGUGAGCUCGCAGCAUUAGCACCUACCGGAGCCCACAGCGUGGCGUCCUGCAGCCUCCAACAGGAACGGGGUGUGGAGACGCCACAGCAGAACACGCUGAGCUCACAUCACAUCGUUUCAUCAUUUCAUCGUUUCGUUUGCGCAGACACAAUCUUUCCUUUCUGCUUCGCAUGAUCACAUGACUGCUUUACUGUCGGUGUGUGGACGAGCUCAGGUGUGCUGCUGCACCUGAGACCAGCCUCAUCGUAGUGUUUAGUCUGAACAAACUGAAAUCAGAGGAAGAAGAAACGCUGGUUCUGCUCGGUGUGAGACGGUUCUGAUACCACUGCAGCUGCUGCCGCUCCGUCUCCUCCUCUGACGGCGCUCCUGAUCAGAUUUGCACUUAUUCCAUCGGUUUUCUUCACGAACACGUGGUCUCUUUGACGCCAAAUCAUCUUCGUAGCGAAGUGAACGUACCUGAAAACUGUAGACUCUAACGAGACCUCGGAACGCCGAGGCCGUCCCUCGUGUCCGAUAGGAAUCCCAACAUUCCCAGUUACUGUAGUUUCCCAGCAGCGCACUUUGUUACAUGUUGUUGUAGCUUUUGUAGAAACAACAAACGGCUUUUUAUUAAUGAGCGGUGGCGCAUUGGAGUCGUCGCCAUGGAGGCUUUCGAGCUGAACCAGCAGUCAAGCAGGGGCGUGGUUUCUUGGCUGUUGCCAUGGAGACAUGGGUGACGUCAGACUGACUUGCCACACUCAACAUGGGGUGGAGUUUGGUGGCUGUUGCCAUGGAGACAUGGGUGGAAUCGAUCUAAAAUAUCAAGUCAUUAUUGGGGG
Molecule: messenger RNA, 6696 nt
Organism: Nematolebias whitei (Rio pearlfish)
Lineage: Eukaryota; Metazoa; Chordata; Actinopteri; Cyprinodontiformes; Rivulidae
Gene: dicer1
Product: dicer 1, ribonuclease type III
Exons: 29
Coding region: 333-5876 (1847 amino acids)
Biological process (GO): siRNA processing; apoptotic DNA fragmentation; pre-miRNA processing
Cellular component (GO): cytoplasm; nucleus; RISC complex
Molecular function (GO): ribonuclease III activity; protein binding; ATP binding
Source: RefSeq, a predicted model, not a curated record